Schistocerca piceifrons (Central American locust) is the source of this 1147-nucleotide messenger RNA. Its product is annotated as alpha-tocopherol transfer protein-like. The transcript has 7 exons. The coding region runs from base 59 to 976 and encodes 305 amino acids. Gene Ontology annotation, cellular component: membrane. Gene Ontology annotation, molecular function: phosphatidylinositol bisphosphate binding. Lineage: Eukaryota; Metazoa; Arthropoda; Insecta; Orthoptera; Acrididae. The record is from RefSeq and is a predicted model, not a curated record.
GCUGUGCGGUCGCCCUUGUGUCAAGUCGCGCGGAGGAGGGAGCCCUGGCCACACAGAUAUGGCGUUCGAGUUCCCGACAGAAGAGCAGAAGGCGCUUGUGCGCCAGCAGCUGGGGACGAGCGAGGCAGAUAUCCGGCAGGCAGUGGCCGCCAUUCGCAACUGGCUGCAGACACAACCGCACCUGCCCGACGUCAUAGAUGAUGAACGGCUGGAACGAUUAUACAUAAGCUGUAAGUGCAGGACGGAGAUGGUCAAACAGAUACUCGAUGCCAGCUACACACUGAAGAAGAGGUUCCCCGAACUACUGAUGAACAGAGAUCCACUAGGGGAAGACAUUAUUACAGCUCUGAAGUGCACGAAAGUACCUACGAUGCCUCGCCUCACACCACAGUUUCAUCGAGUUGGAGUCCUCGCCGGUACCGACCCAGACCCUACUAAUCUAAACCCUGUGCAUGUGGUGAAGGCUAGUCUCAUGAUAAUGAAUUUCGUUCUGUCAUAUGACUACUCCGUUGGAUACAUCUUCCUGAUCGACCUACAGAACGUAUCAACUGGACACUUGAGCAAGUUGACGGUUCGCGACCUUCGGGCACUUGAACUGAUUUCCAGGACAGCUUAUGCCAAGAGAAUCAGAGCCAUACAUUUUCUAAACGCACCGAAGAUAAUGAACAUGGUAAUGUCCAUAGUGAAACCUGCUCUGCCCGAAAAACUACAGAAGAGGAUAGUGAUCCAUGAACCAGGUUCACAGACGUUGUUCGAGUAUUUACCAAAAAACGUGGUUCCUGACGAGAUGGGUGGCACUGCUGGCCCAGUAGCUCGUAUAAUGGAUGGUAUCUACGAGGAGCUGGUUAAGCGAAGAGCGUGGUUUCUGGAAGAGGACAAAUAUGUCGCGGACGAGAGCAAGAGGCCUAAGGACAGCGGUUACACCUACGACCUGUUCGGUGUGGAUGGAUCCUUCAAAAAGCUACAAGUAGACUGAAAACUAGCAUGGGCAGAAAACGAAAGACAAGUGUGGUGAUCAUGUUGUAUGGUGCAUUCAACCAUGGUGAGGCUUCCUGGUGCUCACCACACGCGUUUGAUCGUUAUGAUAACGUGACUGAAUGCAAAGUUUUGCUCUGAAAUAAUCGAAAAUAAAGAUACCCAACCACAA